Molecule: messenger RNA, 1062 nt
Organism: Stereum hirsutum FP-91666 SS1
Lineage: Eukaryota; Fungi; Basidiomycota; Agaricomycetes; Russulales; Stereaceae
Product: DUF1295-domain-containing protein
Exons: 10
Coding region: 1-1062 (353 amino acids)
Biological process (GO): lipid metabolic process
Cellular component (GO): membrane
Molecular function (GO): oxidoreductase activity, acting on the CH-CH group of donors
Source: RefSeq, a predicted model, not a curated record
AUGACGGCCGUACACGCGCUCGACGCGUAUUAUCUCGCUUUGACGCUACUUGUGACGGUGGGAUAUCAGCUCUUGGGGUUUGCGAUUGCGUGGACUUUUCAGUUUGACAAGAUUACGGAUUUUACGGGCGGCUCGAAUUUCUUCUUGCUUGCUCUCCUCACUCUCCUCAUCGGCCAAACUUUCGAUGCGCGCCACGUUAUAGUCAGUGUGCUCGUCAUGGUCUGGGCUACUCGACUUGCUGGUUUCUUGCUGUUCAGAGUUCUCAAGAUGGGGAGCGAUACGCGGUUUGACGAUAUAAGGAGUCAUUUCUUCAAGUUUAUGGGCCAGAUCGUCUGGGUCUGGGUCGUCUCCCUACCUGUCACGAUCCUCAACUCGCCCGCCGUCACCGAUGGUGCCGCUCCAGCGUUCGGCACGUCGAAAGAUAUAGCUGGUCUCGUGUUGUGGGCCAUAGGCUGGGUCAUCGAGAGCGUCGCUGAUGCGGAGAAGUUCUACUACAAGUCGACGAAGCCGCCGAAGUAUUUGCCGAAUACGUAUGGAUUGUGGAAGUGGUCCCGCCACCCUCCGUACUUCGGAGAGAUUCUCUGCUGGUGGGGCAUCUGGAUCAUCAGCAUCUCACCCAGUGUCGACGGCGAAGUCUCGUCCCGAGCGCGCGCGGCACAGUACGGCGCCGUCGUCUCGCCGCUCUUCACUAUGCUUCUCCUCAUCUUCGCCUCCGGAAUCCCCACCGCCGAGAAACCGACGGCGAAACGGUUCUUCCUUUUCACUUAUGGUCCUUCUUCCCCCGCAGUACAACAAGCACAACACCAAGAACAGCAACAGGGGCAUUCGGAUAUGUCUGGCGAGGAGGUCGAUGGGUACAGACAGGCGUGGCCGCGCUAUAAACAGUAUGUCAACGAGACGAGUCUGUUGGUUCCGAUGCCGAGGAGGGUUUAUAGGGUUAUGCCGGCGUUGGUGAAGAGAUGGGUGUUGUUGGAUUUUCCGUGGUUUGGGUUUGAUGAGCGGGCGGAGGGGCCGGGGUUGUUGGAGGAGGAGAGGAGGAAGGUCGAGGAGAUGGAAGCAUAA